Molecule: messenger RNA, 1127 nt
Organism: Daphnia pulex (common water flea)
Lineage: Eukaryota; Metazoa; Arthropoda; Branchiopoda; Diplostraca; Daphniidae
Exons: 4
Coding region: 140-835 (231 amino acids)
Source: RefSeq, a predicted model, not a curated record
ACUUCCGACUCUGUCAACAGUCCCUUGUGAGCAGUCAACAGUAGCAACGUCAGUGUCAGAGGUGGUAGUGAUCUAAGCGGAUCUAAGAAAAAGCCAAGCAAAGUGUCGCUAAGCAGACAGAUACAGUUGUGCAAAGGAAAUGGCCGCACGUAAUGCCCUUUUAGCGAGACCCCAAUGGGCCAUCACCAAUCAGUUGACUAUGCCGCUAAUAACAGUUGCAGAGAGCGGGAAAAAAUCAGUUCGAGGACUCGUGGCUGUGGCGAUUCCAUUUACCAUUUUUCUUGACACUCUCUUUGUAGACAAAGUUGUGACAGAUAACGCAGGAAGGAGCAUGCAACGCGACCAGUAUCAAAUCUUCAAGAGUAUUGAGGGGGCCUUACAAAUAACGGGGAUGGAUGGAAAAGCCUGUCUCCUCCGCACUAUCUGUGAAAUCCAGCGAAACCAAUUAGCGAAAUACACUUUGGCUGGCGAACUCAUUACUUUACUUCUGACGCCCAAAAGUGGAGACGAAGGAUUUUCUGGAUUCUUACACGAUUAUUUGAUUGCGGAGAAGGUUGGGCGUUCACUCAACCAGUCCUGCGCCGAUUCAUUCCCACGUUGCCCCGUGUCACUCUCCGAUUUUUUCAGUUCGAAUAAUACUGGUGAGGUUGAUGAUACAGCUACCAAAGGUAGUUUCGUCAAUUUGAAUAGUCCACAUCCUGAAGUGACGGAGAACUUGAAGCACAGCAGCCAUUCUUCCAUAACGAACAAGCCAGCUGAUCAUGAAUUUUUAAUUGAAAAGGACGCCACGUCUGUCCGGAAGAAGGAACCAUUCGGAAUGGAGAAUGGACUUUAAUUAUAGUGUUUUCAUUUAACGACGAAUUUUUUUUAUGACACCACACUGUCCGUCCAGAAGAAGCAUAUCCCUUUGGAACGGAGAACAAAAUCAAUAGGGGCGCAUUUUCUUAUAUCAAUAUAGUUUGUCAAUGCGGUCUGAUGAAGAAAGAAGAGGAAAGCUUUAAAAUAACAGCAAUGGAAGCGCUACUUUGAAGCGGCAUUUUAUUUAUUAAUGAAUGUGUAAUAACUGCUGAAUUAAUUUAUUUCAAAACCCAACCCAAAUUACUUGUAAAAUACAAAUCUGAAUGGAA